Ricinus communis (castor bean) is the source of this 3398-nucleotide messenger RNA. Its product is annotated as receptor protein kinase CLAVATA1. Gene Ontology annotation, biological process: protein phosphorylation. The record is from RefSeq and is a predicted model, not a curated record. Gene Ontology annotation, molecular function: ATP binding; protein binding; protein kinase activity. Lineage: Eukaryota; Viridiplantae; Streptophyta; Magnoliopsida; Malpighiales; Euphorbiaceae.
AGCACACACAAAACCUCAUGCAGCAAACCCCCACUCCACUCUUGUUCUCUCUCUCUGUAUUCCCUGUUCUUUUGUUUAUUCGUCCAAGUUUGAUACUGCGAGUCUUCGAUUCGUGUUCCAAGGCACUCCUUAAUAUAGCCUGCACCUCUCCCCUAUUUGAUUGAACAGCAAACCACAGAAAAAUAACUCCACCCUUCCACUGCUUCACCUUUUACCACCAUAAUCUCCUCUCUGAACAAACAUGCAAAAUAUAAUGAAAAUGAGUAGUCUUCUUCUUCUGCUGCUGCUGCUGCUAGCAGCCACUUGUUGCUCUGGCUACAGCGACGCUGAACUACUGUUAAAGCUAAAAUCCUCCAUGAUCGCACGAAAUGGCUCUGGUCUCCAGGACUGGGAACCCUCACCAUCUCCCUCUGCUCACUGUUCUUUCUCUGGAGUUACAUGCGACAAGGACUCACGGGUGGUGUCUCUAAACUUGACUUCACGUCACGGUUUUUUCGGUUUCAUUCCUCCAGAAAUUGGUCUCUUGAACAAGCUCGUAAAUCUCUCAAUCGCUUCACUUAAUCUCACAGGGAGACUUCCUUUGGAAUUGGCUCAACUGACGUCUCUGAGGAUUUUCAACAUCUCUAAUAAUGCCUUUAUAGGUAAUUUCCCUGGAGAAAUCACUCUCGGCAUGACUCAGCUUCAGAUUCUUGAUAUUUAUAACAACAACUUCUCUGGUUUACUCCCGUUGGAGCUCAUAAAAUUAAAGAAUCUCAAGCAUCUUCAUCUCGGCGGCAACUACUUUUCCGGUACGAUACCAGAGUCAUACUCGGCGAUAGAAAGCUUGGAGUAUUUAGGGUUAAACGGUAACUCACUUUCGGGUAAGGUCCCUGCUAGCUUGGCUAAGUUGAAAAAUCUUAGAAAAUUGUACCUUGGAUACUUUAACUCGUGGGAAGGAGGUAUUCCACCGGAAUUCGGAUCGUUGAGUUCGCUUGAGAUUCUCGACAUGGCGCAGAGUAAUCUUAGCGGCGAGAUUCCUCCGAGCUUGGGCCAGUUAAAAAAUCUGAAUUCUUUGUUUCUUCAAAUGAACCGUCUAUCAGGUCACAUUCCUCCAGAAUUAUCUGAUUUAAUUAGUUUGCAAUCUCUUGAUCUUUCUAUCAACUCCCUCAAGGGAGAGAUACCGGCAAGCUUUUCCAAGUUGAAGAACAUCACGCUUAUCCAUCUCUUUCAGAACAACCUGGGCGGUGAAAUCCCCGAGUUUAUCGGUGAUUUUCCAAAUCUGGAAGUGCUUCAUGUUUGGGAAAACAACUUCACUCUUGAGUUGCCAAAAAAUCUUGGGUCGAGUGGGAAGUUGAAAAUGCUUGACGUGUCUUACAAUCAUCUCACUGGCUUGAUUCCGAAGGAUUUAUGCAAGGGAGGAAGAUUGAAGGAGUUAGUACUGAUGAAAAACUUUUUCCUUGGGCCUCUUCCCGAUGAGCUUGGCCAGUGCAAGUCAUUAUACAAAAUUCGAGUGGCCAAUAACAUGCUUUCUGGAACUAUUCCUUCUGGAAUCUUCAAUUUGCCAUCGAUGGCAAUACUUGAGUUGAAUGAUAACUACUUCUCGGGUGAACUUCCGUCGGAGAUGUCAGGAAUUGCACUAGGAUUGCUGAAGAUCUCUAACAAUCUUAUCAGUGGAAGCAUUCCGGAGACACUUGGGAAUUUGAGGAAUUUACAAAUUAUAAAACUAGAGAUCAACAGAUUAUCUGGUGAAAUUCCAAAUGAGAUUUUCAAUCUUAAGUAUCUUACAGCAAUCAACUUCAGUGCCAACAACCUCAGCGGUGACAUUCCUCCUUCAAUUUCGCAUUGCACUUCUCUAACAUCAGUUGACUUCAGUAGAAACAACCUCCACGGUCAGAUUCCAGUAGAGAUUGCAAAUUUAAAAGAUUUAAGCAUUCUCAAUGUUUCACAGAAUCAUCUAACUGGUCAGAUACCAGGUGAUAUUCGGAUCAUGACAAGCCUUACAACUCUCGACCUCUCCUACAACAAUCUAUUAGGCAGAGUUCCUACAGGAGGUCAGUUUCUAGUGUUCAAGGACAGCUCGUUCAUUGGAAACCCCAAUCUCUGUGCACCACAUCAAGUCUCUUGCCCGUCACUUCAUGGUUCAGGUCAUGGCCACACGGCGUCGUUCGGCACUCCGAAGUUAAUAAUUACAGUCAUUGCCCUGGUUACUGCGCUAAUGCUAAUAGUUGUAACAGCUUACCGAUUGAGAAAGAAGAGGCUCGAGAAAUCAAGGGCUUGGAAAUUAACUGCAUUCCAGCGGCUGGAUUUCAAAGCUGAAGAUGUGCUUGAAUGCUUGAAAGAGGAGAACAUUAUAGGCAAAGGCGGUGCGGGAAUUGUGUAUCGCGGGUCCAUGCCAGAUGGUGCUGACGUAGCAAUUAAACGACUGGUGGGUCGAGGUAGUGGAAGGAAUGAUCACGGUUUCUCCGCUGAGAUUCAAACUCUCGGACGAAUUAGGCACCGAAAUAUAGUGAGGCUGUUAGGGUAUGUAUCGAAUAGGGAUACAAACUUGUUAUUGUAUGAGUACAUGCCUAAUGGAAGCUUAGGUGAGUUGUUGCAUGGGUCAAAAGGUGGGCAUUUGAAAUGGGAGUCUAGGUACAGGAUUGCUGUCGAGGCUGCAAAAGGACUGUGUUAUCUUCACCAUGACUGCUCUCCUCUGAUAAUACACAGAGAUGUCAAGUCCAACAACAUAUUGCUUGAUUCAGACUUCGAGGCUCAUGUGGCUGAUUUUGGACUGGCUAAGUUCUUGCAAGACGCCGGUGAAUCGGAAUGCAUGUCAUCUGUUGCUGGUUCAUAUGGUUACAUCGCGCCAGAAUACGCUUACACCCUAAAAGUGGACGAGAAGAGCGAUGUUUACAGCUUCGGCGUUGUGCUACUGGAACUAAUAGCAGGCAAAAAGCCAGUUGGGGAGUUUGGAGAAGGAGUAGAUAUAGUGAGGUGGGUGAGGAAGACAGCAUCAGAACUGUCACAGCCUUCGGAUGCUGCUUCAGUCUUGGCAGUUGUGGACCAUAGGCUUACUGGGUAUCCAUUGGCUGGUGUGAUUCACCUGUUUAAGAUAGCCAUGAUGUGUGUUGAAGACGAAAGCGGUGCUAGGCCAACCAUGAGGGAAGUUGUUCACAUGCUCACUAAUCCUCCGCCAUCUGCCCCAAGCCUGCUCUCCCUUUAGUGUGUACCGGAGUCUAACACGAAUGCUUUUGAAGAAUAAGACGCAUAACAAAGUGUAAUAAAAAGCUGCGCGAGAAACCAAAAAAACUCAAAAAGAAAAAAGGUAUGAAACGUGUGUAAGGUUGUUAAUCUUGUUUCCUUUGCUAUGUAAAAAGAUAUGCAAUUGUCUGUGUCUUUGUAAACUUGUACUCUUAUCAAAGAAGUGGUUGUUGUGACAA